Messenger RNA from Darwinula stevensoni, 2376 nucleotides. NCBI's taxonomy places the organism in Eukaryota, Metazoa, Arthropoda, Ostracoda, Podocopida, Darwinulidae. The record is from the annotation of a GenBank genome assembly.
AUACAGCAGUGCAAGCCCUGGCCAGAAGUAACCCAAGAAAGUUACCUCAAUGAUGGCACCAAGACAAGCAGGGAUGAGGACAAGGUGGGUCCAUGGUCUCCCAUCAUCCACUUUUACCUCCUUCUUCACCUUCUGAUACAAAACAACAUUCUUCAACAGAGGAUAUGGCAGAGGCAGACAAAUUACACCAAGUAUACAUCUAUCUUUCCUCUUGCCUCCAGGCAAAAGCCGCACAUCACAUGGCUCGUCGCCGGUCGAGUCCCCACUAGCCACGUAAUCACAGGGAGGCCGCCAUCAGCCAUUGAGCUUUCGCCAGACGAUGUCGUCUGCUCAGGCACCACCGUGGCUACAUAUCUACUAGCAGCUUAUCAUUCCAACCAGAGCGCCAGCAGCUACUCUACGCCUGGUUCCCAUCCGGGCAUACACUUAAUUGCUGCAUCUUAUAACAUUCAACAGUCCAGCAUGGCUUCCUAUUACAGAGUGAGAUUCUAUAAGGAGAAUCUGGAGAAACCAAAAAGCACACCAGCAGCACAUGUGGAACAGUCCUGUGUGACAGAUGGCAGUGAUAUCAAUGGGCUUGGAUGCAUCCAGACGUCCAGUGUCAAUCAAUGUCUGAAGCUGAAGGAGGGAGAUGGGUGGAUAUUGACGUUUCAUGUGAUGGCCCUUGUAGUAAUUUUCAAUUUGGAACUGGAGAUAGAAAGACUUUUGGCCAUAGCUACGACCCAGAGGAGCUGGGAGGUUGCUCCGUUCUCCAUGACCUCCAUAACCCCCAUACUGACCCCUCCGCUUGAUCAUCUUUGGUGUUUCCUUCUUCACCUCUGGUCGGAGGUUGUUCAGGGAGACACGAGGUUCUUCACCAGCAGGAGGGAUGGAACUGGGCAUCUUCCAUGGACCAGAUGCUUUCCCAUCUCCAGUCUCAUCAGUUUCUUCAUUCCCUUCUCCAUCUCCAUCCCCUUCUUCACUGAUAUGCAGUUUUUGAAUCUUCAGCCCCGAAUAAUCCUUCUCAGUUUCUUCUUCAAAGUCCUUCCAUUCGUCUACUUCCUGGAUAGCAAUAGCCUGCUUGGAAAGAACACUUAUUUUAAUAUGGCAACUUAUCAAGCAGACCCACUUAAGACUUGUCCAUACAAUCCCUCUCACCAAGUUCGGCAUGACAAAUUCCAGCUGCAUAUUCAGAAGUGUAGAAAGCAGCAUCCAAAUGCACCACACAAAAAGUGUGUGUUCAACAGUACACACAUCAUCCCAGAGGUUGAGAUGGACUAUCACUUGGCACAUUGUAGUGACAGGAUCAACUAUGACAGACAGGUGUUUCAAGUGAAGCAUAGAACAGAUUAUGGAAACCAAGAAGCUGAGGAACAAGAAGAUGAAAUGCAAAGUGGAUUUAGGGAGUCUUCAAGGAACCAUGUGAAACAUGAAACUGGUGAGGAUUGGGAGUCUGACCUACAACCUGUCACAUAUGAUCCAUCAAAAAAGAUACGUUCUACUCCCAUCCUUGUGAAGCAUCAAGGUGGCACCAAGGCUGUGAAUGCUCAGAUGCGCCGGGAUAACCGUGAGCAGUAUCAGAUGCUUCUAAAUAGCGUGAGUGGGGAAAGGAGCAUCAAUUCAUCCCUUCCUGUUGGGAUGCCAACUGUGUCUACUUCAAGGAACACUACUAGGAUUUCCCCUACAUCUCAUGGCUUCUCUGCUGCUACUGGUGCUGCUGCUGGUCCCCCUGCAAUGCCUCGUGAGCCCAGGGUGCAGUACCAUUCCACUGAUGGUGCAGAUGAUGAUGAUGUGCGCUUGCCCAAGUCUCGAGGUCGCAUUGCAGCCAACAUAUACAAGGCAGCAGAGGGAGCCCGUCUUACUGCCGACACUGAAUUUGAUGUCAACAGAAUUCUUUCACAGAACCUGGGGCGUGGAAUGGCAGCAAGGCCACUUGCAGCAGCUCGGGGACCUCCACCUGGCUUUGCUGCUCCAGCCCCCAUAAUUGCUCAACCAAGUCCAGCCAUACUAGGCCGUGGUCGUGGGAUGCCAACUGCAAGCUGUGAUCAGUCACAUAUGUCCACAUCUGCUGUAGGUGUAUCACGUCCUUCCACGUUGACUGGCGUUUCUGCAGCUGCUCCCUCUCCUGACCCUGUUGACAUCUCUGGUGCUGAAGAACAUCCAGAACGCCAGGUCAUCCUUCUUCGCCGUGAAAUCCGAAACCUGACCAAGAAGUUGAGUGAAAUUGCAUCUCUGGUGAAGAGGCAGGAAGAUGGCAUGGAUCUCCAGGAUGAAGAAGUGAUGAAAAUUGGACGUGAGCGGGAAUUGCAACGGAAGCUUAGGAAGGCUAAGGAAGAACUUGAGGCCAAAGGGGGGGAGGUGGAAUCUUCCCCUUUGGGGCAACAAAACUUGGAUGAU